UGUGUGUAGAAACAAGUAACAGUAGAAACAAGGAAUAGGAGUAAUAACCGCUAGCUUUUUUCAUAUCAAAGUCUAAUGUUCGGCUGUUUCAAAGUUCAUAGUUUUACAUGGUCGUUUCUUAAGUUACGCGAAAGACGCGUAUAUGUAAAUUGGCGUGCAUGUGUAACUGAGUAUUAACCGUAUCGAUCAAUUGGACUGAUUUAGUGACCAAUGGUGUGAGCCGCUCUCUCUGGAUAUCAACUGAUUCAAUGCAAACGAGUGUCGGAGGUGAUGAAGGAUCAAGGCCGAUGUUGCAGAGGAAGGAGUCGUUUUCUCUCCUCUCUACAUCAGAGAAGUGGCUCUUCAGCGGGAAAAAGAGGAAGCAGCGGAAGAGGGAUGUGGAUUCACUCAGUCUGUGCAGCUUGGACAUCAAUGAGCCCAGCACCAAGCGGGUGAAGCCUCUGUCUCGAGUGACGUCGCUGGCGAGUCUCAUCCCUCCAGUCAAAGCUGCUCCGCUCAAACGCAUUGGACAGACGCUGCAGCGCUCCAUCAGUUUCCGCAGUGACUGCAGACCAGAGAUCAUGGCACCACGGCCUUGGGCCAGGCAGAUCGCGCCAGCCAUCACCAAACGCCGCGACAGCAAGCUGUGGAGCGAGACAUUCGAUGUGGGCCUGGGACAUAUGCUGUCCUCCAAAGAGAUCAAGAGACAAGAGGCGAUCUUUGAGCUUUCUCAGGGAGAACAGGACCUGAUUGAGGACUUGAAACUGGCCAAGAAGGCGUAUCAUGACCCCAUGCUGAAGCUGUCUAUUAUGACAGAACAUGAGCUCAAUCAAAUCUUCGGCACGCUGGACUCCCUCAUUCCACUGCAUGAAGGUUUGCUGAGUCAACUACGAGAGGCCAGAAAGCCGGACGGCUCGACAGAUCACGUGGGCCAUAUCCUGGUAGACUGGCUCCCUUGUCUUGAAACCUACAACGGCUACUGCAGUAACCAGGUAGCUGCCAAAGCAUUGCUGGACCAUAAAAAACAGGACCAUCGGGUGCACGACUUCCUCCAGCGCUGUCUGGAGUCACCCUUCAGUCGCAAACUGGACCUCUGGAACUUCCUGGACAUCCCGCGCAGUCGACUGGUCAAAUACCCGCUGCUGCUUCGAGAGAUCCUCAAACACACACCGAACGACCACCCCGACCGCCAGCACCUCGAUGAAGCUAUUAACAUGAUCCAGAGCAUCGUGGCUGAUAUUAACACACAGACGGGCGAGUCGGAGUGCCGUUACUAUAAAGAGCGCUUGCUGUAUCUGGAAAGCGGUCAGAGAGAUCUGCUGAUCGACAGCUCACGGAUCCUCAGCUGCCACGGAGAUCUCAAGAACAACAGAGGAGUUAAGCUGCACGUGUUCCUGUUUCAGGACGUGUUGGUGAUCACACGACCCAUCACCCAGAAUGAGCAGUUGUGGUAUCAGCUUUACCGGCAGCCGAUCCCCGUCAGAGAGUUGGAGUGGGAAGACCUGCAGGAUGGAGAGAUCCGACUGGGUGGAUCCAUCAGAGGAGCCUUCAGCAACAAUGAGCGGACCAAGAACUUUUUCCGGGUGGCGUUUCGCAGCGGAGGACAGCUGCAGACGCACUGCUUCCAGGCCAGCGACGCCUUCAAUAAACAGCAGUGGCUCAACUGCAUUCGACAAGCCAAAGAAGCUGUGGGAUCUGCAGAAUCCGAAGCGGCCCGCAACCCAUCGUUCCCCUCACCGCAGACAGCAUCUCAGGACAGAGCGAGGCCGUGCGCGCAGCCUAGUGACUGCUCAGACUGUAGCAUGAUGGACACCACUGACCCUAGCACGGAUCUGAGCGGCGAAUGCCCACACAUGGACCUGACAGAUGUAACCGUCACCCCUGUGAAAGUGUGAUGCAUAAACAAGUGCGACUCUGCUUAACCAGCGAUCCUGUUCAGUAUUGUGUUACAGAAAUGCCAGGAAGCACUUCUCUGAAACUGACGCUGCUGUCGAUGGUUCUUAACUUGCGUGUUAUUCUCGUGCCUUUCUUUCACUGUGCUGUUGUUUGUGGCAGUCCAGUCUUUUAAAAACUGACAGUGAGGAUCAUCUGCCUUUCCACACCCUGUAAGACUGGGGCCACCGUUUCACUUCAAUCACACUGUCUGCAACUCAGAUGCACUACUGAGCGCAAGAAAAGUGUCACAUUGGUGAAAUAUUGUUCAGGUGUUUAACGUUCGUUCAGUGAUCACUAAUAAAAAAUGACCAGUCGAAUGUUUUCACUAUAGUCACGAGUAUAGGGCGAUCGUAGUAUUUCUGAAUAAGGAACGUAUUACAUAUUCUCAGCAUAUUCUACGUCGAUGUCAGAGCCAGAUCCAAUGGUGAAUAAUCACGUAUUGAAGAAUCCACAAAUGAAUUCUGUGAAGCACUUCAAUUUAAUCACUUUGGAGAAUUGGGAGUGAGUUAUUUCCUGUGUGAUUGACAUUGUGGCAGAAAUAUCAAUUUUAUACACUGUAGCAUAAAUGCAACCUAAGCCGAGUCUCUUGUGCCAUGCAGAUCAGCUAAAUCUCUGUCAUAGUGUUUUUGUGAGCGCUGAAACCGACAACUUAUGCUGUAAAAAGAACAACCUUUGCCAAAACGUGUUUGGUGGUUUUCAGUGUGAUCUGGUUUACUCGCUAGGCCGUGUUUUGUAUUGUCAGAUGUGCAGCGUUCAGUUUAUAAGAACUAUUCAAAAGUCUUUUAUUCUGUUUCUUUUACAUUUCUUUUUUUUUUUUUGUCUUUCUCUCUUGCAAGUAUUGUAUUGAAAUGUAUGAUAUAAGAUGUUUAUUUAUAGUUUGUUUUUUCACUUUUGUUUUUCUAUUUGGUUGUGUUGGAUUAAAAGGAAUUGGAUUGGAUUUAAGAAAGAGUGAAUGUUCUAGAAAUCAGAAAUGAUGAGAAAAGCGAGCGCACGGGGCCAUAUGGAAGAUUUUGAAGGUGGAAAUGCAUGUUUAACACAAUGGGAGAGACUGGAUGAUGGACAGUGUGUAAUAAAAUGAAGAAAAUCAAAUAAAAAUUUUAAAAACCGUUAACAUUUCUCUCUUUUACAUAAUUCGCCCUAUACUGGUUUCGUCUAAGCCCUGUCUGUGAAACCGUGCCAGUGUCUUUUAUGAAAUAUUCAGAUUAGCCUGUAUUUAAUGAUUAUUAUAAAUAAUAAGCAUUGUAGUUAUGCAAGAGGGUAGUAACACGAGAUGCUCUGAAUUGCUUUGCUUUCAGUUUAGGAAGUGUUUUGAUGCAAACGUGUCAAGUUCAUCUUUGAAUGUUUACCAUCUUUACACAGUGGAAAAUAACGUUCAGGGACUGCUGAGUCCCUCUAGUGUUGCUCUGGUGCAGUGUAUCACAUGUUAUAAUGAGGACCACAGGGAGUCAAAUCUUAAAAACACUAAGCUCUAUGUAUUUAGCUCCUGAUGAACAAGACAAUUAAACAUUUUCCUACUACCACCCUUUUCUUAC
This is a messenger RNA of Labeo rohita (rohu), 3446 nucleotides long. RefSeq names its product Rho guanine nucleotide exchange factor (GEF) 3 (gene arhgef3). The transcript has 12 exons. Gene Ontology annotation, molecular function: guanyl-nucleotide exchange factor activity. Gene Ontology annotation, biological process: positive regulation of Rho protein signal transduction; intracellular signal transduction. The record is from RefSeq and is a predicted model, not a curated record. NCBI's taxonomy places the organism in Eukaryota, Metazoa, Chordata, Actinopteri, Cypriniformes, Cyprinidae. The coding region runs from base 249 to 1874 and encodes 541 amino acids.